Messenger RNA from Gongylonema pulchrum, 828 nucleotides. NCBI's taxonomy places the organism in Eukaryota, Metazoa, Nematoda, Chromadorea, Rhabditida, Gongylonematidae. The record is from the annotation of a GenBank genome assembly.
AUGGAUGGUGCUCUGCGCGUUUCGUUCGAGGCAGGAUUUGCGGACGGAGUAGAGAAGGAGGAUGAGGAUUCAAAUGUAAAAGCGGAUGGUUUAACGGAGGGAAGUAACGGCGGUCUGAGUAACGAGGUUGUGAGGGAAGAAGUUGAAAGCAAAAAGGAGCGCUCAGUUCUACAAGCGAAGCUUACUCGACUUGCGAUUCAGAUUGGAUAUGCGGGGUCGUUUGUUGCCGGCUGCACUGUUCUUAUUCUUGUUACACGAUUCUGCAUCAGCCGUUACAUGAUUGAAGAAAAAGCAUUUAGUCUAGCGGACUUCCAACACUUUAUCAAUUUUCUGAUUAUUGGUGUGACCGUUCUUGUUGUUGCCGUUCCGGAAGGCCUUCCCCUUGCUGUUACUCUUUCUCUUGCGUACUCCGUUAAGAAGAUGAUGCUGGAUAAUAACCUUGUGCGUCAUUUGGAUGCUUGUGAAACGAUGGGCAAUGCAACAAGCAUUUAAGUCCAUUAUAAGGAAACUCCUAAAUUCGAAACGCUGAAUAAAGAAACAAGGGAUUUGUUGGUGCAUUUGAUAUCGAUCAACAGUAGCUAUGCAUCGCAGUCUCUUUGCACCAGUUUUUUCCAUUUUAAUGCGGUUUGCUCUUUAUUGAAAGUCCAUUAUAAGGAAACUCCCAAAUUCGAAACGCUGAAUAAAGAAACAAGGGAUUUGUUGGUACAUUUGAUAUCGAUCAACAGUAGCUAUGCAUCGCAGGAAAAAGUGGCGGGACUCGUUGGAAAAGCUAGCGUCCUGGCGUACAUCAUUGCAGUAGUUGUUUCGAAAACGCUGUUUUAUGAGUAA